UCAGUUGAACAAAUCAAAAUAAAACUUUUGUUAAAAAUAUAAAAUAAAAACACAAAACUGGCCAUCCCCUGAAACUGGAUUUGUUUGAUCCACAUUCGUGAUCUCCAAGCUCACAUUCGUGAGUCAACGUCCUCGGCACAUGCCGAAAAAAUCGCACAGGGGCGUCCGUUCAGGGGGAGGCUGCACUGUGCCCGGGUCUCUUAUCGCCAUAUAAAAGCACAUCCCCAGCCCCGAGUGCACUCCAGUCCCAGAUACAGAUACGCAUCCGCGAGAUGUCGUUCGUCGCCGAAGGAGCCUGCCACAAUUCCACGCCGGACUGGAGCGCCCAGUGCCCCUCUCCGGCCACGGGCUUGUUCGCCGGAAUGGUCAGCCUGCUGGUGCAGUCCCUCCUCUCCGCCCAGUGCCAGGUCUCGCCGCCCAGCCUCUGGCCCGAGGACUACUCCGGCCCGCUGGAGCAGCCCUACGAUAUGGUGGUGAUUGGAGCGGGAUCUGCCGGCUCUGUGGUGGCCAGCCGGCUCAGCGAGAAUCCCCACUGGCGGGUACUGGUCCUGGAGGCUGGCGGAGAUCCCCCCGUGGAAUCCGAGCUCCCAUCGCUGUUUUUUGGACUGCAACAUACGGAUUUUGUGUGGAACUACUUUGUGGAGCGGAGCGACGCCUCCUGCCGGGGCAUGAAGGACGAGCGCUGCUACUGGCCGCGAGGCAGGAUGCUGGGCGGAUCGGGGGCCGCGAACGCCAUGCUGUACGUGCGAGGAAACCGCCAGGACUUUGAUGGGUGGGCGGCCUUGGGGAAUACGGGGUGGAGCUACGACGAGGUCCUGCCCUUCUUCGAGAAGUCGGUGACCCCGCAGGGAAAUGCCAGUCACCCGAGGGGCUACGUCAGCCUGAACCCGUUCGAGCGCCAGGACGAGGACAUACACCAGUUGAUCCUGGCCGGAGCCGGGGAGCUGGGACUUCCGUAUGUCAAGUCCUUUCAGGAGGGCAGCGAGACGGGAUAUUCCGACGUGCCGGGCACCAUUCGAGAUGGCCACAGGAUGAGCACGGCCAAGGGCUACUUGGGAGCAGUAUCCGCCAGUCGUCCUAAUCUGCAUGUCCUUAAGAACGCCCAGGUCACCAGGAUCAACGUCCAAGGAGACCGCGUGGUUUCAGUGGAUUUUGUGAGAAGAGGACGCGAGGAGAGGGUGUUCGUUAAAAAGGAAGCCAUCCUCUCCGCAGGAGCCAUCGAUUCGCCAGCUCUGCUCCUUCGGUCUGGCAUAGGUCCUGCGCAGGACCUCCAGGACCUGAGCAUCCCGCUGCAACUGGAUCUACCAGGCGUCGGGAAGAACCUGCAAGAUCACGUGGUGAUUCCCGUUUUCCUGCGACUCGACGAGGGACAGGCUCCCUUGCCCAAGGAGCAGGACAUGCUGGACGACAUCUACCAAUACCUGAUGCAUCGGCGCGGUCCUUUGGCCACCCACGGGCCGACCUCUCUGGUGGCCUUUGUCAACACGAACACGAGCAACCAGAGUCCCUAUCCGGACACGGAGUUCCAUCACUUGUUCUUCCGCCGCGGACGGCACGACAUGCUGAACAUUUUCACGCAGGGCCUGUCCUUCCAGGACCAGUACAUAGAGCAGUUGCAGGACUACCUGAAGGACUCGCACUUGCUGUGCGUCUUCGUGCUGCUCUCGCAUCCCCUGGCCAGGGGCGAGGUGCGUUUGAGGAGCACGGAGGUGGGAGAGAAGCCCAUUCUGAUCAGCAACUAUCUGACAGAAGCGCAGGACGUGGAGACCCUGCUCCGAGGGAUUAGAUAUCUAGAGACCCUGGUGCAGACUAGCUCCUUCCAAAACCACCUGGCCGACAUAGCCCAUGUGGCCAUCGAGGAGUGCGAUGUCCUGCCGUAUCGCAGCGACGACUACUGGAAGUGCUACGCCAAGUACUUCAGCAUUACGUGCUACCACCAGUCGGGUUCCGUGAAAAUGGGUCCUUCGAAGGACCACGAGGCCUGCGUGGAUCCCCGACUGAGGGUGUAUGGAUUGGAGAACCUCCGGGUGGCGGAUGCCAGCAUCAUGCCGGCGGUAGUCAGCGCCAACACGAACGCCGCCACCGUGAUGAUCGGAGAGCGGGCGGCGCAGUUCAUUCGCGAGGACUGGCACGUCGACGAGAAUCCCGCUUGGGAAUUCCAGUCACACCUCGGCACUCCGGAGACUUGUCAGCAAGACGUCGAUUGAUCCACCACUGGAGGGUCUUUCAUAAAUCAACGAUAGGCCCGAUAACGAUAUGCAAUUGCUCUUAAUUGCAGGAUAGGGGACAUUUGUUAUGGAAGUGUUAUGAUUAUGGGCUAAUAACCCGCUUUUU
Messenger RNA from Drosophila bipectinata, 2334 nucleotides. RefSeq names its product fezzik (gene fiz). The record is from RefSeq and is a predicted model, not a curated record. Gene Ontology annotation, molecular function: oxidoreductase activity, acting on CH-OH group of donors; flavin adenine dinucleotide binding. Lineage: Eukaryota; Metazoa; Arthropoda; Insecta; Diptera; Drosophilidae.